Molecule: messenger RNA, 2225 nt
Organism: Oncorhynchus masou masou (cherry salmon)
Lineage: Eukaryota; Metazoa; Chordata; Actinopteri; Salmoniformes; Salmonidae
Exons: 1
Source: RefSeq, a predicted model, not a curated record
CUCCACAUCUCCACAUCUCCACCUCGCCCCAGCUCCCCAGCUCCACAUCUCCCCAGCUCCCCAGCUCCACAUCUCCACAUCUCCCCAGCUCUACAUCUCCCCAGCUCCACAGCCCCACGCCCUCACUCCCCAUCUCGCCAGCUCCACAGCUCCAUGCCCUCGCUAUCCAGCUCCACAUUUCCCAGCUCCACAGCCACCCAGCUCCACGCCGUCACUCCCCAGCUCCACAUGUCUCCAGUUCCACAGCCCCACGCCCUCACCCCCCAGCUCCACAUCUCCCCAGCUCCACAGCCCCACGCCGUCACUCCCCAGCUCCACAUGUCUCCAGCUCCACAGCCCCACGCCCUCACCCCCAGCUCCACAUCUCCCCAGUUCCACAGCCCCAUGCCCUCACUCCCCAGCUCCACAUCUCCCCAGUUCCACAGCCCCAUGCCCUCACUCCCAGCUCCACAUCUCCCCAGCUCCACAGCCCCACGCCCUCACUCCCCAGCUCCACAUCUCCCCAGCUCCACAUCUCCCCAGCUCCACAGCCCCAUGCCCUCACUCCCCAGCUCCACAUCUCCCCAGCUCCACAGCCCCACGCCCUCACUCCCCAGCUCCACAUCUCCCCAGCUCCACAGCCCCACGCCCUCACUCCCCAGCUCCACAGCCACCCAGCUCCACGCCCUCACUCCCCAGCUCCACAGCCACCCAGCUCCACGCCCUCACUCCCCAGCUCCACAUCUCCCCAGUUCCACAGCCCCACGCCCUCACUCCCCAGCUCCACAUCUCCCCAGUUCCACAGCCCCACGCCCCUCACUCCCCAGCUCCACAUCUCCCCAGUUCCACAGCCCCACGCCCUCACUCCCCAGCUCCACAUCUCCCCAGCUCCACAUCUCCCCAGCUCCCACAGCCCCAUGCCCUCACUCCCCAGCUCCACAUCUCCCCAGCUCCACAGCCCCACGCCCUCACUCCCCAGCUCCACAUGUCUCCAGCUCCACAGCCCCACGCCCUCACUCCCCAGCUCCACAUCUCCCCAGUUCCACAGCCCCACGCCCUCACCCCCAGCUCCACAUCUCCCCAGCUCCACAGCCCCACGCCCUCACUCCCAGCUCCACAGCCCCAUGCCCUCACUCCCCAGCUCCACAGCCCCACGCCCUCACUCCCCAGCUCCACAUCUCCCCAGCUCCACAGCCCCACGCCCUCACUCCCCAGCUCCACAUCUCCCCAGCUCCACAUCUCCCCAGCUCCACAGCCCCACGCCCCUCACCCCCAGCUCCACAUCUCCCCAGUUCCACAGCCCCACGCCCUCACCCCCAGCUCCACAUCUCCCCAGCUCCACGCCCCACGCCCUCACUCCCCAGCUCCACAUCUCCCCAGCUCCACAGCCCCAUGCCUCACUCCCCAGCUCCACAUCUCCCCAGCUCUACAUCUCCCCAGCUCCACAGCCCCACGCCCUCACUCCCCAGCUCCACAUCUCCCCAGCUCCACAGCCCCAUGCCCUCACUCCCCAGCUCCACAUCUCCCCAGCUCCACAUCUCCCCAGCUCCACAGCCCCACGCCCUCACUCCCCAGCUCCACAUCUCCCCAGCUCCACAGCCCCAUGCCCUCACUCCCCAGCUCCACAGCCCCACGCCCUCACUCCCCAGCUCCACAUCUCCCCAGCUCCACAUCUCCCCAGCUCCACAGCCCCAAGCCCUCACACCCCAGCACCACAUCUCCCCAGCUCCACAGCCCCACGCCCCUCACUCCCCAGCUCCACAUCUCCCCAGCUCCACAUCUCCCCAGCUCCACAGCUCCCAUGCUCCUCACUCCCCAGCUCCACAUCUCCCCAGCUCCACAGCCCCACGCCCUCACUCCCCAGCUCCACAUCUCCCCAGCUCCACAUCUCCCCAGCUCCACAGCCCCAUGCCCUCACUCCCCAGCUCCACAUCUCCCCAGCUCCACAGCCCCAUGCCCUCACUCCCCAGCUCCACAUCUCCCCAGCUCCACAGCCCCACGCCCUCACUCCCCAGCUCCACAUCUCCCCAGCUCCACAGCCCCACGCCCUCACUCCCCAGCUCCACAUCUCCCCAGCUCCACAGCCCCACGCCCUCACUCCCCAGCUCCACAUCUCCCCAGAUGGAAUUGAAUUGACAGUUUGCCACCAGUCCUGUCUGACUGUUGUGAAGGACUUCUUCACUUCUCUUUUCUCCAGGCCUCAGAGGCACACAGGCCUGCCCAGAAAAUUACAAUGGGGAAUCUAA